Molecule: messenger RNA, 1437 nt
Organism: Aspergillus wentii DTO 134E9
Lineage: Eukaryota; Fungi; Ascomycota; Eurotiomycetes; Eurotiales; Aspergillaceae
Product: glycosyltransferase family 20 protein
Exons: 5
Coding region: 1-1437 (478 amino acids)
Biological process (GO): cellular response to heat; trehalose biosynthetic process
Cellular component (GO): alpha,alpha-trehalose-phosphate synthase complex (UDP-forming); cytosol
Molecular function (GO): alpha,alpha-trehalose-phosphate synthase (UDP-forming) activity
Source: RefSeq, a predicted model, not a curated record
AUGUCCAACACAGACACGACCCCGGGCGAUUCCCGCCUGCUUCUCGUCUCCAAUCGCCUACCAAUCACCAUCCGGCGAUUGGAAGGCAAGUAUGAAUUCUCCAUGUCCUCGGGUGGCCUUGUGACAGGCCUCAGCGGACUGUCCAAGACCACAAGCUUUCAGUGGUACGGUUGGGCGGGCCUGGAAGUCCCUGAGGAUGAAGUCAAGACUGUGCAGGAUAGACUGAAGGAGGAGUUCAAUGCCACGCCUGUCUUUAUAGAUGACCAGUUGGCCGAUCUCCAUUACAAUGGCUUCGCAAAUUCCAUACUGUGGCCAUUGCUGCACUACCAUCCCGGUGAAAUCGUGUUUGAUGAAAGGGCUUGGGAAGCAUACCAAGAAGCCAAUCUAUUGUUCGCCAAAACAAUCGCCAGCGAAGCCAAAGACGGCGACUUGAUCUGGGUGCAUGACUACCAUCUCAUGCUUCUUCCUCAAAUGCUCCGACAGGAAUUGAGUGCAUCUGGAAAGAAAGACAUUCGCAUUGGUUUCUUCCUCCACACCCCUUUUCCCAGCAGUGAGAUAUACAGAAUCCUACCUGUGAGAGGUCAGUUACUUUAUGGAUUGCUGAACUGCGACUUAAUCGGUUUCCACACAUACGACUACGCGCGCCAUUUCUUGAGCAGUUGUUCCCACAUACUAGGGCUGGUAACAACCCCGAGCAGUGUGAAAUAUGAAGGACGAUCCGUUGCAGUCGGGGCUUUCCCUAUUGGAAUUGACCCUGAGAAGUUCACUGAAGGCUUGAAGAAUCCCAAGGUACAAAGUCGCAUCCAGAAUCUUGAGAGCAAGUUUCAAGGGACAAAAUUGAUGAUAAGUGUGGAUCGUCUCGACUAUAUCAAAGGCAUUCCUCAGAAGCUGCAUGCUUUGGAAGUCUUUCUUUCCAGCCACCCAGAAUGGGUUGGGAAAGUCGUUCUAGUUCAAGUCGCUGUCCCUAGUCGACAGGAUGUUGAGGAGUACCAGAACUUGAGAGCAGUGGUAAAUGAGUUGGUCGGGAGAAUCAACGGCAAGUUUGGUACUAUCGAUUAUGUACCCAUUCACUUCAUUCACAAAUCAGUAGGGUUUGAUGAACUUAUCGCCCUGUACGCAGUCUCCGAUGCUUGCAUUGUGUCUUCCACUCGGGAUGGAAUGAAUCUGGUUUCAUUCGAAUACAUUGCUACACAGGAGAAGCGUAAAGGUGUUUUAAUCUUGUCGGAGUUCGCCGGUGCUGCUCUGAGCUUGAAUGGGAGCAUUGUGGUGAACCCGUGGAACACCGAAGAGCUUGCUGGAGCAUAUCACGACGCUGUGUCAUUGAGCGAUGCGCAAAAAGCCGUCAAAUUCCAAAAACUCUUCAAGUACAUCUCCAAGUACACAAGCGCAUACUGGGGACAGUCUUUCGUGUCAGAGCUAUCUCGCUGUCCAUCAUGA